Molecule: messenger RNA, 1050 nt
Organism: Strongylocentrotus purpuratus (purple sea urchin)
Lineage: Eukaryota; Metazoa; Echinodermata; Echinoidea; Camarodonta; Strongylocentrotidae
Product: alpha-1A adrenergic receptor-like
Exons: 1
Coding region: 1-1050 (349 amino acids)
Biological process (GO): G protein-coupled receptor signaling pathway
Cellular component (GO): membrane
Molecular function (GO): G protein-coupled receptor activity
Source: RefSeq, a predicted model, not a curated record
AUGUCAUCAGUGUGUGACAACUCCACAGUCGCCUUCGAAUUCAGCGUCCAGGGUAUCAUUGCUGCAUGGAUCUUUGCCACGACGUCUUUAUUAGGAAUCCCAGGAAACAUUCUGGUCAUCGUGGCCGUUGCCCUGUCUCAGCAACUGCAGACGUCAACAAACAUAUUCGUCGUCGCUCUCGCCGUCAUCGACCUCCUCAACUGCCUCCUCUUGCCUGUUCAAGUUAUGUCUCUCCUAGGAAUUGGAAGGUCAUUCGCUUUCGACUGGACUUGUACGAUUGAUGCAGUGUGUAUGUACGUAUUCUUAGGAAUCAGUGUGUCUACAUUAAAUCUGAUCGCCUACAACCGAUUCUACAUGAUUACGAAAGCAGGAAGAGAUUACACUCGACUGUUCACAAAGACAAACAUGGCAGCCAUGCUCCUGGGAGUUGGCGGCACAAUAUCGACGGUUACUGUCGUCUUCGCGGCAACAGGAAUCGCCAAAUUCGGACACUACGAAGGCAUCUGCGCUCACGUCGAAGGAAAAUCCUAUACAUACCUAUCUGGCGUGUCGUUGCUGACCUCUCUCAUCGUUAUUGUGGUGUGUUACGUCAAAAUCUAUAAACACGUCAAGCGCCAUUUGCGCCACGUUGUGUCAAUAAAGGAUAAUUCAGUUUCUGAAACCGUCACAAUUGUCGCAUUGCCUUCUGAAUGUCCGCAAGCCAGAGAACUACGGGAGGAACCAAAGCCAGUCAAUGCAGGAUUUGCGCAGCGCCAGAGGGAACUCGAAACUAAGAUCACAACGAAUAUGCUUAUUGUCAUCGUUUUCUUCUUCCUGUGCGUUUGCCCAUCCAUCUUGACAUUGAUUCUACCCGGUGAUCAGCAAGCUAGCGCCAUCAUCGUCGCCAUCAUUGCCCUCAACAGCUGCCUAAACCCUCUCAUUUAUGCCUGGAAGCACCCGGUGUUCAGACACGUCUUCAAAUGCAUCAUUGGUCGAAAGAUAAGGGAAAUCAAGGAACCUACACAAUGGGCUCGGUCACUCCGCAGGACAGUCAACGUGACAGAUCAAUGA